GCCUCUACAUGUAAGUCUAUCGGUUCAACAAACAACGCGAAGCCAUGGCAGACACAUGAACUUGAUGGUAAGGGACGGAAUAGACUACGAUGGGUGCAGACCAAACACAUGGUUUACAAUUACUGUGCUGAUUCUAAGAGGUUUCCUCAAGGCUUUUCUGCUGAAUGCAAGAGUUCAAGAUUUUAAUGAAUCAAAUGAGUAGAAUUCUUUAUUCUUUUGUACCAAUAAAAGUUUUGUUGGCUACUUAUUUUGUUGUUGUUGUGGUUGAAAUUUUCAUGUUUGCCCUUUUGUUAUCUUAACAACUUUGACAUUCGUUC
Messenger RNA from Solanum lycopersicum (tomato), 317 nucleotides. RefSeq names its product xyloglucan endotransglucosylase-hydrolase XTH9-like. Gene Ontology annotation, cellular component: cell wall; apoplast. Gene Ontology annotation, molecular function: xyloglucan:xyloglucosyl transferase activity; hydrolase activity, hydrolyzing O-glycosyl compounds. The record is from RefSeq and is marked provisional. Lineage: Eukaryota; Viridiplantae; Streptophyta; Magnoliopsida; Solanales; Solanaceae. Gene Ontology annotation, biological process: cell wall biogenesis; xyloglucan metabolic process.